AUGGCCUUCCCACGACCAAUUCUUCUGUCGGACGUCGCAGCCACUCAACUCCAUGGAUUUUGCGACGCCAGCGAGAUUGGCUAUGGAGCGUGCAUUUAUCUGCGAUCCAGCAAUGCCAACGGCCAAAUUCAAUCCAGAUUGUUGUGUGCAAAAUCUCGUGUAGCUCCUCUCAAGUCAAUCACCUUACCACGCCUCGAGCUCUGCGGCGCACAAUUAUUAGUCAAAUUGUAUGCCACCGUUCUUAAUUCAAUUCACGUGAGAAUUGACCAAACCAUAUUCUGGACCGAUUCAACGAUCACCCUCCAUUGGAUCAACUCUUCCCCACACUUGCUGAAAGCAUUUGUAGCGAAUCGAGUUUCCGAUAUCCAAACGAAGACAUCGAGCAAUAUGUGGAGACACGUGCUGUCUAAGGACAAUCCUGCCGAUGCUUUAUCACGCGGUCAACUACCCGUUGAGUUUAUCCAAAACUCCGUUUGGAAACACGGUCCAAGUUGGCUAUCGCAAAACGAAUCUUUCUGGCCUCAGCUCAAACUCCCUUCCUUGGACAUGCUACCGGAAAUCAGAAGCAAAACAUGUCUACUCACAACGACAGCAGCUUCGUGUGAGAUACUGCAGCGGUAUUCAUCGAUCACCAAAUUGCAACGAAUCGUUGCAUACUGCCUUCGAUUCAAACCGGACAACCGCUUCAAGGGACCUGUGUCAGCCGAGGAAUUGAACACCGCCAACAAAACCAUACUCCGUUUGACACAACGAGAAUGCUUCGCCGAAGAGAUGCAAGAUUUAUCUCAAGGUCGCAGGGUUCACCGCAAGAGCAAACUCAACACGCUCGACCCAUUCCUCGACCGAGACGGCAUCAUACGAGUGGGAGGACGUUUGAAGCAUUCAGACAUCCCAUACUCCCAACGACAUCCGAUCGUGCUUCCCAAAUCGCACCAUUUGACAACGCUCAUUUUGCGAAACGAACAUUUACGCAGCAUGCACGCUGGUGUCCAAGCCACGCUGUACAGUACCCGACAACGAUACUGGCCCCUCGAUGGCAGAAACCAAACAAGGAAGGUCAUCCGCCAGUGCAUCAAAUGCUUCCGUGCAAAUCCACCAAACACAGAAUGCAUGAUGGGAGAUCUGCCAAAAGCUCGCGUCAACGAAGAUCGACCAUUCAACAACGUCGGGGUCGACUACUGCGGUCCUUUCUUCGUCAAGGAGAAGAAGUUCCGUAACAGAAACCGAAUCAAGGUCUACGUCGCUGUCUUUGUAUGCCUCGCUGUGAAGGCAGUACACCUGGAGCUAGUCAGCGACAUGACCACCGAUGGCUUCCUGGCAGCCUUACGUCGAUUCACUGCUCGACGAGGGAAAUGUCAUGCCAUCUAUUCCGAUAACGGAACGAACUUCGUUGGAGCAAAUAGAGAGCUCAAAGAAAUUCAUCAACUGCUGAGUUCACAGGAUCAUCAACGCAAAGUGGAUGCCUACUUGACCAACGAAGGGAUCAACUGGCAUUUCAUUCCGCCAAGGUCACCAAACUUCGGAGGUUUGUGGGAAGCGGCAGUGAAGUCGUUCAAACACCACAUGAGACGAGUGAUAGCCAACGAAUUGCUGACUUUCGAAGAACUCAACACCUUCAUCAUCGAAAUCGAAGCAAUUCUCAACUCAAGGCCUCUCACUCCAUUGUCUUCGGAUCCGAACGAUCUUUGUGCUCUAACUCCAGGACAUUUCUUAAUCGGCAGCGCACUCAACACAUUACCGGAGGUCGACUUCACAACCACUCCAUCGAACAAACUCUCCAUCUGGCAACAUCUCCAGAAACUCAAGCGUGAUUUUUGGGCGAGAUGGUAUAAGGAAUACCUCAAUGAGCUAAACAUUCGCCACAAGUGGACCAGCGGCAGCCAUGACAUCAAGAUGGGAACGCUCGUUCUCGUUAAAGAGGACAACCUACCACCCAUGCAUGAUUCAACACCAAAUGCUGUUAGGCACAUCCAAGACAUUAGAGAUCCGCCUCCGUUUACUUUACAUGUCGUGGUUUGA
Megalopta genalis is the source of this 2019-nucleotide messenger RNA. NCBI's taxonomy places the organism in Eukaryota, Metazoa, Arthropoda, Insecta, Hymenoptera, Halictidae. The record is from RefSeq and is a predicted model, not a curated record.